Molecule: messenger RNA, 1458 nt
Organism: Aegilops tauschii subsp. strangulata
Lineage: Eukaryota; Viridiplantae; Streptophyta; Magnoliopsida; Poales; Poaceae
Product: zinc finger protein GIS
Biological process (GO): trichome differentiation; trichome morphogenesis; response to gibberellin
Molecular function (GO): DNA-binding transcription factor activity
Source: RefSeq, a predicted model, not a curated record
CAAGAAUUUACUACGACAUCACCAUGGAUGCAUGGACGGUGCAUGUAUCCACAUCUCCUCCCUCCCAUCUAGCAGCAGCAGGACGCCCCCACCUCCUCCUAACUAACCACGCACGAUAGUAAGGUGACAAUUACCCUGCCCCAUCCGUCGGUACCCCACUCGCCUCACCAAGCAUGCGAUGCGAAACCUAUUGGUUCUAUACAUUUGGCACUCCUCCUUUGAGCGACAUGAGCGCCAGACCUUCUUCUUGCCCUUUCUAUUCCUACUACCUUCUCUCUCCUUGGCUCUCUUCUCAUGCCCCGGCCGGCCCCCUCCUUAACUCCAUGAUAUUCAGGGCGGGGUUCCUCUUCCUCCCAACAGCUACUCACUGCUGCUGCCGCUAGACUAGCAGCUGAGCCUGAGACAUUGUUUUGUACUUCACAAAGAGCUGCUAGAUAGCCUAGGAAAUUCUGUGCCUUUCUCGAUCCACCUGGUUCUGGUUGCAUGGGCGGCGGUGGAGGCGGAGGCGGUGAAGGUGGUGUCGGUGGUGGCGCAGAGAGCGUGCGGGAGCCUCAUGGCUUUGGCAACGUUGCGUCCUUCUCCGAGUUGCCAUUCCUGCGCUCCAGCGCUCCUCCGCGAGAAAGCCCCAACUCUGGCAUUCGUCUCUUCGGCAUUGACGUCCCGCAUGCAUCACCUGAGGAAAGAAUUAAAGAAGCCACCGCUGCCAGCAGCGCGACCCCUUCUGCCACCACGCAGAGCAGCAGUGGAGCUGCCAUCACCGCUGCAAGCGCCGCCCCGGACAGCAACCGCAAGUUCGAGUGCCACUACUGCUGCAGGCAUUUCCCGACAUCACAGGCGCUCGGCGGCCACCAGAACGCGCACAAGCGCGAGCGGCAGCAUGCGAAGCGGGUGCAGAUGCAGUCAGCGAUGGCUGCGGCGGCAGCGGCUGCUGGCAGCGCGCACCACCACCACCACCUCCUUGGCUACCCGCAGCACCGCUUCAGUGCGACAUUGUACCCGUCGUGGACCACGGUGAGUGGCGGUCUCUCCUAUGGCCAGCAGUUCUACAGGGGGAUCGGGGCGGUCGGUCAGCCGAUCAACGGGAACCCUCUGCCUGAGGCGCAGUGGAGGAGGCCGCUGGCUGCGCAUGGCAACAUGGGCAUGCCGUUGGCUGGAGAGCGGCGGCCGGUCACGCUGCACAUGUUCGGAGAAGAGCAGAGAGCUUCCCCUUCUCAUGGGGCGGCCUCCCCCUCCUCUUCCUCUUUACUGCUCUCCCCGCAAGGUCAGUCUGCUUGCGAGCAGCCAGCCACCACCGCAGCACCCGAGGGUGUGAGCUUAGAUUUGCAUCUAUAAGUGGCUUCUCCGUUGUUUUUAGUAGAUUAUUAUUACUCCGAGAACUGAUUUCCCAAUCUUUUUCUUUGGUUGAAACUACCCUUUUACUGCAUUCGGAUCGUACCUGGCUGAUAUUACCUUUUUCCA